GUUUUCCAUCCCAGGAGCCUUCAUUUCCGGCAUGGGGGGCGGAAGUACGUUCGGCCGGCUCCUGGCGCUGGUGCCCGGGAAACAGCAGUUUGGGGUUUAUAGGUUCCUCCCCUUCUUCUUUGUACUGGGAGGCGCCAUGGAAUGGUUCAUGAUUAACGUGCGGCUGGGCCCGGAGACUUUCUAUGACGUGUACAGAAGGCGACAGUCGGAAAGACGACAGGAGCGCAGGUUGGAGGAGGAGCUAAUGAAUCAGACGCAAGUUGAUAGGAAGUGAAACUAUAACAUUCGCCUGUCACAGUUGCCAUGGAGAUUGCGGCAGGACGUGCGCUGCCCAUUGUGGGACCUUUUCAGCAGCGAAUCAGAACUCGGAAUGGAAUGUGGGCGUCAUUCUUACCCAGGACUGGGUGCCGCCCACAUUAUGUCACUCACAAAGGGGAACUCGACCCUAAAGCUGCUUUUGUUUUCUAUUGAAAGUAAAUGUUAUUCUUAGCGACUCCCGGUACCUGCACUGCUGGUUCUGACUCCUGA
Messenger RNA from Xenopus tropicalis (tropical clawed frog), 528 nucleotides. It is a transcript of the gene uqcc5, whose product is annotated as ubiquinol-cytochrome c reductase complex assembly factor 5. The coding region runs from base 32 to 274 and encodes 80 amino acids. The transcript has 2 exons. The record is from RefSeq and is a predicted model, not a curated record. NCBI's taxonomy places the organism in Eukaryota, Metazoa, Chordata, Amphibia, Anura, Pipidae.